CUUUCCAGCAUAUAAAAGGAUCGUAGAUGAACUCCUGUCUCUUCAUUGUUCGGAGAGUGUAUCAUAGAAUCGUCAAGCGCUGGUAUCGAGCAUAAAACAUUUGUUUCACAGCGAACUCGUGUAACGAAAAAGCGCGGAAAUGCUGUCAACCAGGACAACCAGUUUGUUCAUCUGUGUUGUUAUAAUGAUGAGUAUAUGUCGAAGCACAUGUCGAGCCACAACAGCGGUGCCACCCAUAUGCGAGAACGCUUUACUGGAUGAAAUGCCUCAACGAAUCAAAAAAGUAUGUGUUGCGUUAGAGAAUUCAAACCAACUUGCCGAAGCACUGAAUGCAUACAUUAGGAAAGAAGCUGCAGCUCUUCUGUAUCAGGGAGAAGACCUGCUGGCGCCUGGCAGUAAUGGAAAACGAACGGAUGUGGAUCACGUGUUUCUGAGAUUCGGCCGGAGACGUUAAUUUCAAAACGAUUUAUAUCAUUCCAAUUAAUUACGUUAUUAAAUUCAUUACGCUAUCAAUCUGUUUUCUGAUAUGGAUGGACGCAAUAAGCAUGUUUCAGUUAGGUAUAUCGUGUGCUUUUGACAGAACGAGAGGUGCACGAUUGAUAAUGGGAGCCCCCCCAGUGAUUGAUUUAGCAUAGGAAAACUGCAUGUAUAUAUCCAUUCCCAGAAAAAUAAAAAAAA
This is a messenger RNA of Toxorhynchites rutilus septentrionalis, 678 nucleotides long. RefSeq names its product dromyosuppressin (gene Ms). The coding region runs from base 140 to 454 and encodes 104 amino acids. The record is from RefSeq and is a predicted model, not a curated record. Lineage: Eukaryota; Metazoa; Arthropoda; Insecta; Diptera; Culicidae. The transcript has 3 exons.